Molecule: messenger RNA, 792 nt
Organism: Talaromyces marneffei
Lineage: Eukaryota; Fungi; Ascomycota; Eurotiomycetes; Eurotiales; Trichocomaceae
Exons: 1
Coding region: 1-792 (263 amino acids)
Biological process (GO): endosomal transport
Cellular component (GO): BLOC-1 complex
Source: RefSeq, a predicted model, not a curated record
AUGGCCGCUCAACAACCCGGAAAAGAAAGAUCCAUACAAUCUCCCCCAGCAUAUACAUCACCACCUAUAACCUCACCACCACCACCAGUCUCGACCUCAACGACAACUCAUCAGUCAUCUUCCUCAUCUAUCCUAUCUCCUCCAACGAACCAAUCCCAAGACUCAGAAGCAGUCCGCCGCACCCUCGAAGCCCGCACCGCAUUCACCGCCUCCCUCCAUUCCGUUGGCCAAACGGUCUCAGCCGACCUCCGCGGCCGCGCCACAGAUCUACACGAAAAUGCAGCAGCAAUCCAAAAGCAAGAGUACGAAUUAGCGCGACAUACAGCUGAGCUGGCGAAGCAGAAUGACCAGUGGGACAAGGUGGUGGAUGGUGCGCGGCAGGGGUUGAAGGAGAUUGGCGAUGUGCAGAAUUGGGCAGAGAUGAUUGAGAGGGAUUUAUUGGUUGUUGAGGAGGUGUUAAGGCAGGUUGAGGGACAUGCAGGUCAUGAUGAUCUUGAUAUGGGGUAUCAUGACAACCACGUACAUGACGAAAGAGGAGAGGAGGACGACGGAAGUUUAACGGAAAGAGAGGACGAAGAUAGGAAGAAGGUUGCUCAAGAGCCCGUUGAUAUAUUAGAUGAUGUUUCGUCUUCGGCGUCUGGUAUAACUGGUACGUCGGCGACGUUAGGUACGAUAUCUGAGUCUUCUGGUAAGAGUAUCCCGCCGAAUCAGGAUAAUAGACAGCAGCAUAUCAAAGCCAGCGAUGAUUAUGGCAAGAAGAGCGCAGGUGGAUGGUGGAGAUGGUGGUGGUGA